This is a messenger RNA of Cladocopium goreaui, 1278 nucleotides long. The record is from the annotation of a GenBank genome assembly. Lineage: Eukaryota; Dinophyceae; Suessiales; Symbiodiniaceae.
AUGCAGAUCCGAGGUAUCAUUUGUCCCAGCACAGAUGAGCGGAUCCACUUUCACCCGCAGCUCUAUCACUGCUUCGCUGCCCAAAGGUGGCACGAUAAGGAGCUGGUUGUUAUCGACACUGGCCGCAGACCAUCUCCCUUUCUACGCCGAAAGAUGUUGGAAGAUCAACGUGUCAUCUACCAACAUUUCGAGGUUUCAGCCACAGAGUGGUCGGUGGGCUUCAAGCGAAACCUUGCAAACCUCUUGGCCACAGGAGCCAUCAUUGCGCACUUCGACGACGAUGAUUUCUAUUCUCCCGAGUAUUUGGACUUUAUGCUGGAAGGUUUGCAAAAUGCAGCCGCUGUGACGCUGGCCAGUUGGUUUGUCCUGGAUGCUUGUACUGGAUACUUGGCACGUGUGACCCCCAAGGAGGAUGGAUCAGAGGACAGCUGGCUGCUGGGCUAUGGUUUUUCCUAUGUCUAUCGGCGUGCCGCAGCCCUGGCCCAGCCCUUUCCCCACGUCCACUUUGGGGAGGACUUUGCCUUCCUUUCCACGUUGCGCAAUGCUGGACAUGGUGUUCGUACCAUCCAUGAUGAGGAGGGCCAUGUCCUUCACCUGCAGCAGGGGCUGAACCUGUCACAUUCCCAUGGGCAGGAGGUUCCGUUGCGAAGGCUUUGGGAGAUGCCUGUGGCAAAGAUCCCAGCAUUUCCUCCGGUGCGGCGCAUGGACUUCAUCGCAUCUUCAUUCAUCAGUGUGGGUUCGGCCCAUGGCCUCUACUUGCGGCCGCCACCUUUGCUGGACCUUGGGAGCAUGCGCCGGGCCUUGCGAGAGAUGGGAGUGCUUGGAAUCUCCGAGUCACAGCUGCAAGGGCAAGAAGAGCCCGGUGAUGUUCUCCUCAGUUAUCGACUUCGACACCGCUCGGAGCUUUUUGUGGAACCAGGACGCAUCUUCGGAGCUCAGCGGCGCUGGAGUAGCGCUGUGCCAUUGCCCCAAGACGUGACCAAGCAGAGUUCUGGAGAACAGUUGGCACUGAGGCAUGUGAUGCAGCAAUUGCUGAGUCGAUGCCCUCCGCGUUUAUCUGCCUUUAAAGAAUACGAAGGAUUCAUUCGUCUUGAAGCGCUGUUUGCCUCGCACAUAGCUUUACUUGCGACAAUCUGGAGAAUGUCGUGCCUCUUCCCACGGGUCCGCUUUGAGAUGUGCAUUCAUGCGGAGGAUCCAGUCUAUCUUAGCGAAAUGAGUGCCUUCAAACAGAGAGUGGCAUCCAUGCAGCUGUUGAUGCAGGUCAUCUCGAAGCCCUGA